GUGUUGGCGUUGGACAGUGACUCGGAGCGUAACUCGUUGGUCCGUUACCAGAUCCUGUCAGACGUCUACAACAGUACCGACUUCUUCCACAUCGAUAGCAGCAGCGGACUGAUCCUCACGGCACGCAUGCUCGACUACGAAACCAUGCAACAGUACACCUUCAUCGCCAGGGCAACCGACAGCGGCGACCCUACCCUCAGCAGCGAGGUCAAUGUCAUGGUUUUGGUUACAGACACCAACGACAACCCUCCUUCCUUCAGCCAAUCGCUGUACGAAGUGUACUUGAGCGAGCUGGCCCCCAGGGGACAGUUUGUGACAUGCGUCCAGGCGUCUGACGCUGACAGCUGUGAUGCAAAUAGACUCAGGUACAAUAUCCUAUCCGGUGAUGAACGGACGGUGUUUAUGAUGGACACAGAGACGGGGUUGAUAUCUCUGUCCAAUCAGAGAAGGCAGGGGAUGAGGGAUUCCUUUAGGCUCAACGUGUCUGUGUCUGACGGGGUCUUCACAAACACCGCUGAGGUCAAUGUGUAUGUGCUGGGAGCAAACCUCUACAGUCCAGUAUUCAGUCAGAGGUUCUACCUGGCGGAGACCAGAGAGAACACACCUGCUGGAUCCAGAGUCAUACAGGUGAGAGGUGCGCUACUGGACGAGGACUCGGGUCUGUUCGGUCAGGUGACCUUCACGUUCAUCAACGACUUGGGGAAGAGUAAGUUCAGCAUCGACGCUAAAGGCCUCAUCACCACCGCACAGAAACUAGACCGUGAAAACCCUAGCAACAAGGACAUAGUCCUCACCGUCAUGGCCCUUGAUGGAGGAGGUCGUGCAGCAUUCUGUACAGUCCGUGUGGUGUUGACUGAUGAGAAUGACAACGCCCCACGGUUCAGGGCUGUGGAGUAUCGUAUGAGCAUCAAGUCCAAUGUGGCUAAAGGAUCCUUGGUUACCCAGAUCCAGGCCUCAGACCUUGACGCUGGACCCAAUGGACGGGUCAUCUAUUCCCUGUACAGCGAGGCCCGCCUGCCCCUGGUUGACGUACUGGAGGUGGAGCCUGACAGUGGUUGGAUGGUGACUAAAGGAUCUCUUCUCCAUCUCCAGGGAACCAUCCUAUCCUUCUUUGUCAAGGCUACAGACCGUGGCUCCCCGGCUAAACAUUCUCUGGUCUCAGCCUUCAUCCAUGUCCUCCCCCCGGACGCCCUGGUCCCUUCCUUUACCCAGCCUCAGUACUCCUUCACCAUACCAGAGGACACGCCGGUGGGCACGGCCCUGGGAAACAUAUACCUGGCCCCAGGACAGACUGGGGCUUACGCCGCUGUGGGGGGAGAGACUCCCGACAGCAACCAGGAAAGAACAGCUCAGAUUUUCAAUAUUAUUUAUAAUAUGUGAUAUACAGUGCAUUUGUAAAGUAGUCA
This is a messenger RNA of Salmo salar (Atlantic salmon), 1406 nucleotides long. The record is from RefSeq and is a predicted model, not a curated record. Lineage: Eukaryota; Metazoa; Chordata; Actinopteri; Salmoniformes; Salmonidae.